Messenger RNA from Triticum turgidum subsp. durum (durum wheat), 1533 nucleotides. The record is from the annotation of a GenBank genome assembly. Lineage: Eukaryota; Viridiplantae; Streptophyta; Magnoliopsida; Poales; Poaceae.
AUGGACAUCCUCGUCUCUGCAAUCGUAGGUGACCUCGUCAGCAGGUCGGCAUCGUUCGUGAUCGGCAAGUACUUCCGGCAGCAGCCUGGCAUCGACAUGGUUCUCCAGAGGCUGCAGCGAGUCGUUCAGAGAAUCCACACCGUCGUCGAGGAGGCCGAGGGACGGCGCAUCACCAACCAGGGGAUGCUCCGUCAGCUGAAGACGCUGAGGCAAGGAAUGUACAGAGGCCGCUACAUUCUUGAUGCCCUGAGAUUCCAAGCCGCCCUUGAAGACGAGGAGGAGGCGAGCCACUCACUGACUGCUGUUUUGCUGUCUGAAUCCAGUAGUCUGGCCAAACGGCUUCGUUUCUCCGGUGGUGCCGGUGGCGGUGGUAGCAGCAGCAACAGAGAUGCAGCGGCACUGUUAAUGUCUGGUGCAAACAACAAGACACGAGAAGAGCUGCAACGGGUGGUUUCUUCUCUUGAAGACACCAUGGAUGCAGGUAUGAAGGAGUUCCUUGUCUUCUUGGAGUCGUAUCCUCAGGUACUCCGCCAACCACACGCCGCAUAUUUGCUCUUGGAGAACUGCAUGUUUGGUCGCCAAACGGAACGGGAACAGGUCUUGGAUUUCUUGCUCCAUCCUGCUGCUGCUCCGAUCUUGGCUGUACUUCCGAUCGUCGGUCCACUAAGAGGAGGGAAAACCACUCUUGUUGAGCAUGUCUGCAGGGAUGAAAAUGUGCGCAGUCGCUUCUCGACGAUCCUCUUCUUUCCAGAAGGCAGCUGCCUUGAGGACGAAGGAGUGGUCGACCUUAUAGGGACCGGCAACUUCAGAGUCAGACAUCGGAAUUGUGCCACUCGAUCUCACAACAGGUUCCUGAUCAUUGUCGAAACCGACAAGGACAUCAACGAGGGAGCAUGGACAAGUCUGAAAUCGUGCGUCACCCACAUGGCACCUUGCGGUGGGAAGCAGAUCAUAGUCACCGGUCGGUCAGACAGAAUAGUGGAUCUGGGAACGACGGAAGCGCUUCGACUGGGCCGUGUCCCUCGAGAAGCCUAUUGGUAUUUCUUCAAGUCGCUCGCGUUCGGAAGCGCGGACCCUGACGAGCACCCAAGCAUGGUGGCGAUGGCCAUGGAGAUCGCUUCAGAGCAUAGACAGUGUUUGAUGGGUGGGCACAUAGUUGCCGGGUUACUGCGAGAUAACUUCAGCCCCAGAUUCUGGCGCGCAAUCCUUGGGUCCAUGAGAGCUUAUAGAAAGGCACAUCUUGUGUGCGAAGAUGGACAUCGGUAUCAUUGGAGGUUGGGAAGAAGCUGCGAAUAUUUCUUGAUUUGCAGCCAUCGCCAGUCAGAUUCAAGUGAGCAAGUCCCCAAGAUCAGUUUGCAGGAAAUCAUCUCGAGACGUGGUGGUACAUUUCCCAGUGGGAAACUUGAUGCUCUCGCAUGGAGUUCUUGCAUACCGCCCUACUACAAUUACACGGUAAGCUGUGUCAUGCCAGCACCACAACCUACGGCAGGAAGGAAGAAGCGUGUGAUUAAGGAGGAAGGACGCUCGGUUUGA